GUGAGGCGAGUAGUGAGUGCAGCCCAGGCUCCUUGUUUGGGAUGUGGGAGGGUGCGUUGAGCAGGGAUGAGAACUACAUAAGUACACCACAAACCAGUGAGUAGCACACCAUCACCAAGUGGCUAAAUCCCCCUCCCCGGCCCAGCACUGUCAGGUGAUUGUCUCCUGUUGGAGUAAGGAAGGAAAUCCGAGCUGAAAAUGUGUGACGACGAAGAAAGUACUGCCCUUGUGUGCGACAAUGGAUCAGGACUGUGUAAGGCAGGCUUCGCCGGGGAUGAUGCUCCCAGAGCAGUGUUUCCCUCCAUAGUGGGUCGUCCCAGACAUCAGGGUGUGAUGGUGGGAAUGGGGCAGAAAGAUAGUUACGUUGGUGAUGAGGCGCAAAGCAAAAGAGGAAUCCUGACCCUCAAGUACCCCAUCGAGCACGGCAUCAUCACAAACUGGGACGACAUGGAAAAAAUAUGGCAUCACUCUUUCUACAAUGAGCUCCGUGUGGCUCCGGAGGAGCACCCCACUCUGCUGACAGAAGCCCCCCUCAAUCCCAAAGCCAACAGGGAGAAGAUGACCCAGAUCAUGUUUGAGACCUUCAAUGUUCCAGCCAUGUAUGUAGCUAUCCAAGCUGUGCUGUCCCUCUAUGCUUCGGGGCGUACAACAGGCAUUGUCCUUGACUCUGGUGAUGGUGUCACCCAUAAUGUGCCCAUUUACGAGGGCUACGCUCUUCCACAUGCCAUUAUGCGUUUGGAUUUGGCCGGCCGUGAUCUCACUGACUACCUCAUGAAGAUCCUAACUGAAAGAGGCUACUCAUUUGUCACAACUGCUGAAAGAGAAAUUGUCCGUGAUAUCAAGGAGAAGUUGUGCUAUGUCGCACUGGACUUUGAGAAUGAGAUGGCCACAGCAGCCUCUUCCUCCUCCCUGGAGAAGAGCUAUGAGCUUCCUGAUGGACAGGUCAUCACCAUUGGCAAUGAGAGGUUCCGCUGCCCUGAGACGCUCUUCCAGCCAUCAUUCAUCGGUGAUCUAUUGUUUCUCUUUCUUCCCAUCUCCUUUCAAAUUAUGAAUUCACAGCACUUUGAUAUAAAUGCUUUAAAUGCAUUGCACUUUUUGUUAGGAAUGGAAUCGGCUGGCAUCCAUGAAACCACUUACAACAGCAUCAUGAAAUGCGACAUUGACAUCCGUAAGGACCUGUACGCUAACAACGUGCUGUCUGGUGGUACCACCAUGUACCCUGGUAUAGCAGACAGGAUGCAGAAGGAGAUCACGGCUUUGGCCCCCAGCACCAUGAAGAUUAAGAUCAUCGCCCCACCUGAGCGCAAGUAUUCAGUAUGGAUUGGCGGCUCCAUCCUGGCCUCUCUCUCCACCUUCCAGCAGAUGUGGAUAAGCAAGCAGGAGUACGACGAGGCCGGACCAUCCAUUGUGCAUCGCAAGUGCUUCUAAAUGGCACCUUCAACCCCCUCCUGGUCCCCUAAUUCUGCUAUUGCUUCAUAGCCUGUAAACUGUGAACGUACCCUUUACUUCCCUCUGUUUUGUCUUUGCACUGCCCACAUCUGUUUGAAUGUUUUGAUUUAAUUAUGUCAUGACGAUAUAGUGUUGUUUUCAAUGGGUUAAAAAGCUUGAAUGUGCUGCCAAUAUGAAAGAUUUGGGAGAUUCUUUGGGGUGGCGAGACUCCAGGGAUGAGGAGAGGGCAUCGAUGAACAGGGCUCAUUCUCCCUUUUGUGUUAAAACGCUACGAGGUAACACAACUGCAUGUCGGCUUUCAGGCAGUCUGUAUGGAUAUCAUAUCUACAUGAAGGAAUAAAGCUCUGCAAUAAUAAA
Megalobrama amblycephala (Wuchang bream) is the source of this 1806-nucleotide messenger RNA. RefSeq names its product actin alpha 2, smooth muscle (gene acta2). The transcript is spliced from 8 exons. The record is from RefSeq and is a predicted model, not a curated record. Bases 199 to 1428 code for a protein of 409 amino acids. NCBI's taxonomy places the organism in Eukaryota, Metazoa, Chordata, Actinopteri, Cypriniformes, Xenocyprididae.